Molecule: messenger RNA, 1344 nt
Organism: Elaeis guineensis (African oil palm)
Lineage: Eukaryota; Viridiplantae; Streptophyta; Magnoliopsida; Arecales; Arecaceae
Product: purple acid phosphatase 17
Molecular function (GO): acid phosphatase activity
Source: RefSeq, a predicted model, not a curated record
UCUCUUUAUUAUUUCAUCCUCUUGUUUGCUCUCGGCGAUCUUCCUUUAGCUCUUCAAUAAACCGGAGCCAUGGCUAGCCUUUGCAGCGAGACCAUGGCUCUGGCUCUUGUUCUCCUCGUGGGGGGUCUUUCCUUCGUUCUUCCCUCCUCUGCAGAGCUUCAGAGGCUCCAGCACCCUUUAAAGCAUGAUGGUUCUCUAAGCCUUCUGGUGAUCGGAGACUGGGGAAGGAAAGGACAAUAUAAUCAAUCUGAAGUCGCAACACAGAUGGGAAGGAUUGGAGAGGAGCUAGAUAUAGAUUUUGUAAUAUCGGCUGGCGAUAAUUUCUAUGAAGAUGGAUUAACAGGCAUCGAUGACAAGGCAUUCGAGGAGUCAUUUACUAACGUAUACACUGCAAAGAGCUUACAAAGGCCAUGGUAUACCAUUCUUGGAAAUCAUGAUUAUAGGGGUGACGCGCUAGCACAAUUGAAUCCUGUCCUCCAAAAGAUUGAUAGCCGUUGGAUUUGCAUGAGAUCUUUUAUUGUUAAUGCAGAAAUGGUGGAGUUUUUCUUUGUGGAUACUACUCCCUUUGUCGAAUCAUAUUGGCAUGAUCUAGAUGACUGUCACUAUGAUUGGAGGGAAGUCGCUCCUCGUGAAAAUUAUAUCUCAAAUCUCUUGAAGGAUUUGGAUAAGGCACUGAAAGAAUCUUCAGCAACAUGGAAGAUUGUUGUGGGACACCAUGCCAUAAGAAGCGUCAGUGAACAUGGGGACACCGAAGAGCUCCUGAAACUGCUGCUCCCCAUUCUUAAGGCUAAUGAAGUCGACUUGUAUAUAAAUGGGCAUGACCAUUGCCUAGAGCAUAUUAGCAGUAAGGACAGUCCACUCCAAUAUCUGACAAGUGGAGGCGGCUCAAAGGCAUGGAGGGGUGUCUUCACUCCAAACGCAGAUAAACUUCAAUUCUUCCAUGAUGGCCAAGGGUUCAUGUCACUUCAAUUAACCAAGACAAAUGCUGACGUGGUGUUCUAUGAUGUCUUCGGCCGAGUUCUGUACAAAUGGAGCAUGGCCAAACAGCUUCACCCUGCAAUGUAGUAGAAGUGAACACAAAUAGGAUGGUGUGAGCCCCCUGUGCAUACUAUAGCCAUUGGAGUUGUUGUUAAUAGGAUCAGGAUACCUGCAUACUGAUAUGGUGUAUCAUGGGAUGCAUGCCAAGAUAGUGGUAUGCGUGCAGCCCAUCAAUUAGAGCUGGAUGAGCUGUAUGCAAGAGAAAAAAAGAAAAAAAUAAGCGGAGGAUUUGAGGAUUACUUACACCAAAUGUACUAGUUUUAUUGAACUUAAAUAAUAUAAUAUUACCAGUUUAGUUGUGAUCAA